AUGGGCUCUGUGAGGCCUCCAGCGCACGGCAGCGGGGCGGCUGCGCUGUCGGUGCCCGCGCUGCCCUCUGCGAAACUUCGUGUUCCCCAAACAGUGCGGAUCUUCUGUGCGUUGCCCAGCUGGAAUGUGCUGCUUUACAUAGUGCGAGAGGUUAACAGACCAUUGCAGGAGACAUUGGAUUUAACCUGUAGAAAAGCCCCGUGCUUUGUGAAAUUCUCAGAGAUGGAAAAAAUGGCAAACAUGCAAGCUGAAAUCAGUGAGUUGAAACUGAAAACUGAAAUUCUGCAGCUGGAGAAGGAGACAGCAGACAUCGCUCACCCUUUUUACUUAGGCAAAAAAUGCGAGAUUUUGCAAGAUAUGAACAGACACUUGGAAGCCGUACUGAAAGAGAAGAGGGCUCUUAGGAAGAGGUUAAUAAAGCCCAGAUGUCAAGAGAGCCUGCCUAUUGAGGUUACUUUCCACAAGUACGUAGUAGAAUUGUUGGCUGAGGCUGUGACUUUCAUUGAGAAGCUUGAAAGUCAUUUGCAGACCUUAAGAAGCAUCCCUGAGAUACCAAACGUCAUAAAGAACAUGGACACUGCUUUGACAAAAACAGAGGUACUUGUGAUGGAGUUGGAGGACCUGGCAGAGCAAAUAUUGACAUGGAGGGAAGUGCAAAAAGAAGUGUAUUCUGACAGCAUCUGCAAUACUGCUGAAUUGGACUUUGACUUACCUUUAACUUGA
Chaetura pelagica (chimney swift) is the source of this 723-nucleotide messenger RNA. It is a transcript of the gene HAUS2, whose product is annotated as HAUS augmin-like complex, subunit 2. The record is from RefSeq and is a predicted model, not a curated record. Gene Ontology annotation, biological process: centrosome cycle; spindle assembly; microtubule nucleation. NCBI's taxonomy places the organism in Eukaryota, Metazoa, Chordata, Aves, Apodiformes, Apodidae. Bases 1 to 723 code for a protein of 240 amino acids. Gene Ontology annotation, cellular component: mitotic spindle microtubule; centrosome; HAUS complex. The transcript has 6 exons.